Messenger RNA from Sclerotinia sclerotiorum 1980 UF-70, 1116 nucleotides. RefSeq lists its product as hypothetical. NCBI's taxonomy places the organism in Eukaryota, Fungi, Ascomycota, Leotiomycetes, Helotiales, Sclerotiniaceae. Gene Ontology annotation, biological process: transmembrane transport. The coding region runs from base 1 to 1116 and encodes 371 amino acids. The record is from RefSeq and is a predicted model, not a curated record. Gene Ontology annotation, molecular function: transmembrane transporter activity. The transcript has a single exon.
AUGGUGGGGAGGAGUAUUGAGGUUUUGAUUGCGGCGAGAGUUUUUCAGGGGGUUUCUGGGGCGAUUGUGUGGACGAUUGGGUUGGCGUUGGUGAUGGAUACGGUUGGGAGUGAGAAGUUGGGGGUGACGGUGGGGAGUAUUUUUAGUUUUAUAAGUGUGGGGGAGUUGGUGGCGCCGGUGUUGGGAGGUGUGGUUUAUGAUAAGGUGGGAAGUGAGGCGGUUUUUGGAAUGGGGAUGGUAUUGUUGGGGUUGGAUUUUUUGAUGAGAGGGGUGUUGAUUGAGAAGAAGGUUGCGAGGAUGUAUUGUGUUGAGGAGGGGGGAGAAGAGAGUAAUGGUGAUGAGACGGAGAGUGAUGGGAUGGAGAGAAAUGAGAAUGGUGAACAAGAAGAAGAUGCACCAUUAUUGGGAAAUGGAAAGGAUACCGAUAUCGAAUCAUGGAGAAUCCAAAAAGAACUACCGGAAUAUGUCCAGAAAUUCCCAAUUCUAUUUCUUCUCUCCUCGCCCAGAUUACUUACCGCCGAAUUAGUAGCAUUCAUGCAAGCGAUUAUCCUUGCUGUAUUCGACGCUACCAUCCCCACACAAUCACAAUCACUAUUCGGAUUUUCAGCUCUAAAAACCGGUCUACUCUUCACACCCCUAGUUCUCACAUCCUUAACCUUCGGACCCAUCGCCGGCAUGGGAGUCGAUAGAUACGGACCCAAAAUCAUCGGAACAGCGGGUUAUACAUUUUUCAUCCUCCCACUUAUCCUCCUCCGUCUACCCGUCGAAAAUACCACGCAUGAUCUCGUAACUUUCUGUAUCUUGCUCUCGCUGUGCGGACUCGGUUUGUCUAUGAUCGGUGCACCGAGUAUAGUGGAAGCCUCAUUCGUAGCGGAGAAAUAUCAUUCUGCGAAUAGGGAGUUGUUUGGAGAGGAAGGUCCAUAUGCGCAAUUAUAUGCGUUGAAUAGUAUGGUUUUUAGCGCGGGGUUUACGAUUGGGCCUGUGAUUGCGGGGUUGUUGAGAGAUAGUGUUGGGUAUGGGAAUAUGAAUGCUGUGGUGGCGGGAAUGUGUGCUGUGGUUGCGAUGUUGUGUUUUGGGUUUUUGGGGGGUUCGCCGGCUUGGUGUGUGAAGAGGUAG